CGUGAUUAUAGUUGUUUAAAUUGAAUAAUAGUAAACAGCCAUUUACUCGCAACUUAAUUAUGAUGUCUUAUUGUGGUACUUGUAAAAAUAUUACAGUACUUGGAGCAGGCGCUUUUGGGACCGCAAUGGCUGUAGUGGCUGCUAGAAAUAAUCAUAAAGUUAUUUUACUUUGCCGUUAUCAAGAUCAGGCGGAUUAUAUUAAUAACCAUAACGUCAAUCCUAUAGUUUUUCAGGAAUACACACUUUCACCUUUAAUAAAGGCUACGUCCUCUGUAAACGAGGCUCUAGCCCAUCCUGAUCUUGUGAUUCACGCUAUACCCGUACAGCAAUCUUUUUCUUUUUUAAAAGAAAUUUCUAAUCUACUUCCAAAAAGUGCGCCUGUGUUAUCGACUAGUAAAGGGAUUCAUGUUGAAACUGAAUUGUUGAUGUGCGGGAUUUUGGACGAGGUACUGGAUGAAAACCAUCCGACUGCUUUUCUUUCAGGGCCGUCUUUUGCUAAAGAAGUGAUUGCGGGAUCCCCAACAACAGUAGUGAUUGGUUCAAAACAAUCUCAGACGGCUGUAUUUAUAAGUGAACUUUUAUCCAAUCAAUAUUUUCGAGCUUAUGUCACUGACGACGUGAUUGGUCUUGAGAUUGGUGGCGCCUUAAAGAAUCCGCUCGCUAUUGGUGCAGGGAUUAUUGAAGGGCUUGGUCACGGCGCUAAUUCGCUUGUUGCUUUUAUUAUCAGAGGAUGCUUUGAAAUGAAAAAGUUGGGGGUCGUGUAG
Molecule: messenger RNA, 764 nt
Organism: Zophobas morio
Lineage: Eukaryota; Metazoa; Arthropoda; Insecta; Coleoptera; Tenebrionidae
Product: glycerol-3-phosphate dehydrogenase [NAD(P)+]-like
Exons: 10
Coding region: 60-764 (234 amino acids)
Biological process (GO): carbohydrate metabolic process; glycerol-3-phosphate catabolic process
Cellular component (GO): glycerol-3-phosphate dehydrogenase (FAD) complex; cytosol
Molecular function (GO): glycerol-3-phosphate dehydrogenase [NAD(P)+] activity; NAD binding
Source: RefSeq, a predicted model, not a curated record